AUGUAUACUUCUAUUGCAUUAAAAACACGCCUUCCAAGGACUCCUGGGCUGCGGUCCAAAGUGCGGUGCAGUGCUGGGGUGCGGGUGCGGCAGCCGCUCCUGGGCCGCGCCCGGGCGCUGGCGGAGCGCGGUGCCGGAGCGUGCGCGGCGGCGCGCGGGGGCGGCGCCAUGGCGGCGGCAGCGGAGCAGCGCGGUGCCGGCCUGGAGGCCGCGGUGCGGGGCGGGCUGCGCGUCCUCCGGGAGCGCUGGAUGCGGGGCACCCGCGAGCGCGGCGGCACCGCGCCCGACCCGCUCCCGGCGCCCCCGGACGGUGCGGAGGGAGCGAGCGCCCUGCAGACGCUGCCGAUCGACGUGCAGCUGAACAUCAUGUCCUUCCUCUCCCCCCAAGAUUUGUGCCGCUUAGGAAGCACGAGUUGUUACUGGAGGGCAGCUGUGCAAGACCCGUUGUUGUGGAGGUAUUUUCUCCUGCGGGAUCUCCCCUCUUGGACAUCUGUUGAUUGGAAAUCACUUCCAGAUGAGGAGAUUUUUAAUAAAGCCUUUUCAGAGGUCAGCGACAAUGCACUUUAUGAUUACAUGGCAGUAUAUAAAAGGAGCUGUCCUCAGGGUAGAAGAAGUUUGAAAUCGAGCCGCCCCCGGUAUGGGACUGUGACUUCCUUUUUGCAAUCACUGGUCACUCAGGCAGAACCUCGCUUUGCUAUGUUUGGGCCAGGUUUGGAAGAGCUGGACAACUCUUUAGUACAAAAGAUGAUGACAUGCCCAGAAAUUCUGCUGGUAGCUGGCCUACCUCAUAGACAAAUUCAUGGAAUUGGAUCAGGAGUCAGUUUUCAGUUUAGCAACAAUCAAAAAUUCAAUAUUGUGACACUGUAUUCCACCACAAGUGUGGAAAGGAGGAGAGCAAGGGAGGAGCAAGCUGUUGCUGUGAAUAAGAUGUUUUACCAAGAGAACAACACAGCAGGGAAUCAGCAAGCCAUGCACUACAGUGUAAUAGCUCAAGUGAGGAAGGUGUGCGAAGUAGUUGAUGGAUUCAUUUAUGUUGCUAAUGCAGAAGCUCACAGAGAGCAUGAUCGUCAGGAGGAGCUGGCUCGUAUUUUGGCAAUGAUUGAUCCAGCCCUUGGGCCUCCGAACAGACCUCUGUUGGUUUUGUCCUGCGUGUCUCAUGUUGGUGUGAAAAGAAUUCCAUGUGUUUAUGUGGCACAUCAGUUGCAACUAAAUCUGCUGCAUCAGCCCUGGAUGAUGCAGGACACUGUAGCUGCAACUUUGGAUGGAUUGCUAAAUGGAAUUGAGUGGCUCUUGGAAGAAGCAAAUUGUAAAAGUGCUUAGGAAUAGAAUUAGGUAUUAUUGCACUGUACAAACCCUUUUCCAGUUGAAGUAAGAAUCUUGUUCCUCCUGCCAGAGUACUGUGAGAAGAGAAAACUGAAGGGAAAAGCUACAUGUAUUUCCCUGCACAUACUUAAAUCCUUAACAUUUUUCUAACUACAGUCCUUAAUUAGAAGUACAAGUGGGAUUGCCUGGAUUCCAGCUGCAAUGAAGAAGUGAUUUGGAAGAACAAUCUGAAUGUUAUGUUGUUUUUCUCUUCUUUCAACCAGAGGCCUUUAUAGUUCAAUCUUUUCCAAGAUAUCUGAUGGCCUAAUAUCUUCUGUAAAAAUAUAUGUAGCACUACAUUAGUUUAUCAGCAGAGCCCUAUCACACAUUUAGUAAAUAUAUUGAGUGGAGAUCUUUACAGGGACACUUCUUGACCAAAGAAAGCAUACUGUAGGUUGUACAGUUGACAGAAAGACAGUAACUCUUUAUUUCAGAAAAGUGAAUUACCCUGUAUUUUUCUAGAAAAAAAUGCCUAGACAAAAAAUAGUGGGGGGAUUUUCAGGCCAGACCAGAUUUCUUAAAUGCAAACACUGCUGCAUAUAAAUUGUUUCUUUGUUGUGAUCUGAGUUAUUAACCGGCCACAACAGACUGCAGUAUCUUUUGCUUUCUGUUGCACUGAAAUCAUUAGCUUGAAUUGGAUACACCUCUGAUGCCAUGAACAAAUGUUUAAUAGGAUCAUUCAGGACUUUAUUACAUAUAUAGACUAUCAAGUUUUCCAAAUAGUUGUGGUCAUUCGCAUAUGUGUUGAAAUUUUCUACACAGUUGCAAGUAGUUUUAUGAAAAGCAAAGCAACAUUUCAAGGCUGGAAUUGUCUUUUCCAUAUUGACGUCUUUGGGGAUAGUCGUAGUCUUCCACCUUUUCAUGUUUUUAUUAUUGGGUGAAUGUUCUGAAACUUUAUUUGGAUUUGUUGCCUGGGCAUUUAUUUGCUUUAUUCUGGGCUUUUUUUUCUUUUUUCCUAUCUUCAUGGAAAUUCAAGUGUCUCACAAUUUUUUCUUGGUACCUAGACAAUGAUUGCAUGGCACACUUACAGCUGUAACUGCCCUCAGUCUGGGAUACUUCAGUGAUGAUCAACACAGCUAUGUCAGAAACAUUCCACUUGAGAAGAUGUUGGGGAUUUUUUUAAUGAACUAGAAAGUAUUUCUCUUUCUUUUCAUCCUUGUGUGCAAUUAAUUCAUCUUUCUAGAUUUUUUUAUGUGUCCUAAUCAGAGACACAUGGGAGUUUUAAGGGAAAAACCAAAGCAAUAUACAGAAUGAAAAUUUUGUGGUUUAUCCUUUUUUUUUUUUUUUUUUCUGUUUUAUCAGCGUGUGUGUGUUUUGCCCUUUAAAAUGGAGCAGACACAAUGGAUUUAUGAGUGUUUGGAGUAAAAUUCCAUACUUUGUGACUGGGUGUAUGUGAUUUUCCUCCUAAUCACAUGAAUUUAAUAGUGGUCUAUAUGCAGGGGAUUGAAUGCAGCAAUCUGAUUCUGUGUUGGCUGAUGCGAAUAUGGGAGGGUUAUGGAAGAUCUUCUUUCUAUUUUCUUCAUGAGGAAUAAAUAAUUUUAAAAAUAAUUAUAUUUAGAGUUUUCCUAUGUAUGUUAAGUCCCCUACAUGUGUGCACGUGUGCUCAUACACUGCAAUCCCACUGUCAUAACAAAUUACCAUUGUCAUCAAUAGUCAUUAAUGAACAAGGUUAUUGUAUGCUACCCGUUGAAUUAAGACAACUCACUGUUAUCUCAAAAGAUUAGGAUAAUGCAGAGUAUGUAUUUUUUCCUAAAGAGCAUCAGCUAGGUUAACCUAAAGCUAGGAUACUUUUCAGAAUUACAAGUCCUCAGGGUGCAAUCUAGAAAAGAAACAGUGGGAAUGAGAAGUCUAUGCAGUCACAGAACUCCAUGAUUAAAUGUUGUGUAUCAGCACAGGUAAGGAAGAUGAGCACGUGCACUAUCCAGAGGAGCAGCUGAGGUGCACAGAGAUGUGCUGGGGAGGAGGCAACCAGUGCGGGAGUCAGCCCUGCUGGGACACAGGGCCAGAAAGACUUCACCCUGAAUCACCAGGCUUUAAGUUUAAGCCUUGGGAAGACUUCUCUAAGGCCUUAUGGCAGUUAAUACAUUAAUCAAGUCACCCUGUAUAAGGUUAUGUUUCUAGAAUGUUCCCAGUUAUCUCCCUGAUUGGUCAUUAUUUGUUGCAGUGUUUUGCAUAUUUCUAACCCCAGUUCGUGACUG
This is a messenger RNA of Poecile atricapillus (Black-capped chickadee), 3560 nucleotides long. It is a transcript of the gene FBXO4, whose product is annotated as F-box protein 4. Gene Ontology annotation, cellular component: SCF ubiquitin ligase complex. Gene Ontology annotation, biological process: protein polyubiquitination; SCF-dependent proteasomal ubiquitin-dependent protein catabolic process. The coding region runs from base 1 to 1320 and encodes 439 amino acids. Gene Ontology annotation, molecular function: protein binding. The transcript has 7 exons. Lineage: Eukaryota; Metazoa; Chordata; Aves; Passeriformes; Paridae. The record is from RefSeq and is a predicted model, not a curated record.